CUCCCCCUCUCCCUCUCUCUCCUCAGCGUCUGGACUCGGCGGUAAACCGGGACGUGGGCAGGGGGGGCGGGUAGCGCGUGCCGAGGCCCCCGCCUCGACCUCACCGGACGAUGGCGGAGGGGGCGCGGCCACCCUCCGGCCCCCAGGGGGCCUACCAGUGCCUGGAGUGCGGCAAGGCCUUCAAGUGGUCGUCGCGGCUGACCCACCACCAGAGGAGCCACACAGGCGAGAGGCCGUACAAGUGCGGCGACUGCGGCAAGGCCUUCAAGGGCUCCUCGGCGCUACUGUACCACCAGCGCGGCCACACCGGCGAGCGGCCCUACAAGUGCUCGGAGUGCGGCAAGGCCUUCAAGCGGGCCUCGCUGCUGGCGGUGCACCAGCGGGUGCACACGGGCGCCCGGGCCUUCCGCUGCCAGCUGUGCGGCCUGGCCUUCAAGUGGUCCUCCCACUACCAGUACCACCUGCGGCAGCACACCGGCGAGCGGCCCUACGGCUGCCCGGAGUGCGGCAAGGCCUUCCGCAACUCCUCCAGCCUGUCCCGGCACCGGCGGCUGCACACGGGGGCCCGGCCCUUCCCCUGCCAGGUCUGCGGCAAGGCCUUCGCCCAGAGCUCCAACCUGCGGCAGCACCUGCGCACCCACACCGGCGAGCGGCCCUACGGCUGCGGCGAGUGCGGCCGGGCCUUCACCCACUCCUCCAACCUGCUGCUGCACCGGCGCACCCACGCCCCGGGGCCCGCCGCCCCCUUGCCCUGCCCGGUCUGCGGCAAGGCCUUCGCCGCCCGGGCCUACCUGCGGCGCCACCUGCGCACCCACGCCGGCGUCAGCGGGGAGGGGGCGCCCCUCCCGGAGGCCCCUCUGCCCGCCCCGGCGCUGCCAGCCCUCCAGCCCCUGCCAGCCACCCACGUUAUCCACAUCGUCCAGGCCGUCCCCACCGUCCACCUGGUGCAGACCUUCUGAGGCUCCGUGCCGCGGGGAAGCGUUCCCGCGUUUCCCAACCCCCCUUCCCAUUCCUACCCCCCCUUCCCUCCCGAGGGAGUCCACGGAUUUUCCGCAUUUGGCGCCUCCCGCCGCUGGGGAUCGACGGAUUUUCCGAGUUUGGGACUU
Chiloscyllium plagiosum (whitespotted bambooshark) is the source of this 1106-nucleotide messenger RNA. Lineage: Eukaryota; Metazoa; Chordata; Chondrichthyes; Orectolobiformes; Hemiscylliidae. The record is from RefSeq and is a predicted model, not a curated record.